AAAUUUCAUCAUAUGACUCAAGUCCUUUUUUAACAUUUAUUUGGGUUGAUGUUUUCCUAAAACAAUCUUUUUCAUACCAUGGAAUGGAUUUUUGUUAAAACCCUUUUUUUGUUAUUCAGCAUUUUUCUCAGAAUCAUGCAUGUAAAAGGUCUUGCUGUUGGGGUUUGUAAAACACAACUAAGGAGAGAAGGAGACAGCAUAAAACAUGUGGUGGAUUGUUGUUUCAAUUUUUACAAGCAGAAUGGAGAAUGUGUGGAAUGCCCGAUUGGUCAUUCUUCGAAGGGGAUACAGUGUGAAAAAUGCGUGAAUGGACAAUUCGGACGAAAAUGCGCAGAGUUGUGCCAGUGUAAACCCAAUGAAAGCUGUCAUCAUGUGAGGGGAUGCAUUACUGUUACAGUAGAAGACGGGACCGAACCGACAAAUCCUCAGUUAAAUGGUAAUCCAGCCGAACAGGCUUCGGGACAUGACGAUGUUGUUACUUACAUGACAUGUGUAGCAGUUGGAAGUGUUUUAGUUGUCGUCUGUGGUCUACUAGUGAAGAACAGAGAAGCAAUUUGUAGACGAAAUGGUACUAGCAUGACUGCCAUGAAAAAUGAAAUCACAAAAAGAAAGCGACAAAGUGUCAGUUCUGGAAAAAACAGCGGUAAAGACAAAAAAGAAAGCUUGUAUGCGGAAAUAAACGAAAAGUACAUGAUCAACUUUGACGGAGAAUGAAUCAGAAUGUUGCAACAUUUUAUUUCAAUUUGCAAGCUAAUGGUUUUUUUUGCAUUUGUGUGUAUAGAUUAUUUCAGAAACUAUAACUUUCUCGUUUACUACUUAUUUUCAUUUUAUUUUUAAAAAUAUUCAGUGUGAGUGUGGUUUGUCAAUUUGUCGAGUUCAGU
Messenger RNA from Mytilus trossulus (common blue mussel), 881 nucleotides. RefSeq lists its product as uncharacterized. Bases 79 to 714 code for a protein of 211 amino acids. NCBI's taxonomy places the organism in Eukaryota, Metazoa, Mollusca, Bivalvia, Mytilida, Mytilidae. The record is from RefSeq and is a predicted model, not a curated record. The transcript has 6 exons.